Molecule: messenger RNA, 1978 nt
Organism: Bradysia coprophila
Lineage: Eukaryota; Metazoa; Arthropoda; Insecta; Diptera; Sciaridae
Product: kelch-like protein 10
Molecular function (GO): protein binding
Source: RefSeq, a predicted model, not a curated record
CUGUCACGUUCUUGCUUAGUAGCCUGAAUUUAUUUCGAAAGAAAAUAUUGUGAUUUUUUUCGUCAUUUUAUUGCAAUGGAACCACCAAUUAAACGCAGCAAAUCAGAUAAAUCAAACGAACCUUCCCUAAAUCAAAAAUCGUUAAGCGAUCUUCGGAAAUCGAACACCUUUUGUGAUGCAUUGAUUGUACUCGAAGAUGGUGGAUGCAUUCCCGUGCAUCGAGUAAUACUUUGCACAGCCAGUGGCUAUUUUUACAAUUUGUUCAUGUCAUCACCAAUCGACAAACCGUUCGAUAAGCCGGGUUACCUCGUCAAAUGUGUUACAACGGCAACAAUGGAAUGUAUAGUUGAGUUUGUGUAUGCAGAGAACUGUGAUGUGAAUGAAACCAAUUUGACGGAAUUGUUAUCAUUAGCUGAACGUUUUUGCCUGUACUCAUUAACUGACCGUUGUUUAACAUUCUUACAAAGUUCUCUCAAUGGGACCUUGACCAACUGCAUUUCGUUGAUGAGCACAGCGAAAUUUCUAUCAAGACGCGACAUUCAGACAAACAUUCACGUAUACAUCCUAAGCAAUUUCCUAGAAAUUGCUGCCACAAAUGAAGAUCUAUUGACUCUGUCAUGUGAAGACAUUACAAAUAUCAUUCGGGAUGAUGCGCUCAAUACUAAAACUGAAGAGCCAGUCUGGGAGUUUUGCCAACGAUGGAUUGAAUAUGAUGAAAUGAAUCGUCUACAAAGUGUUCCAUUGUUGCUCAGUGGUAUUCGGCUGGGACUGUUAACUCAGAAAUAUUUUGAAGAGCGAGUUCUCCACAACAAAUACGUGCGGUUGAAUCCCGAAGCUACGGCAUUUAUUGAACAGGCCUACAAACUUGUAUCCGAUUCCAAUGAAAUGGAAGAGCUAAAUGAAUCUGAUAUAUCUCUUCUUGUACCCCGUUUGCCUCAAGAAAUUUUAUUCGUCAUUGGGGGAUGGAAAGCUGGUUCAGCAACAACAUUAUUUCAAACAUUUGACAUCCGGGCUGAUCGUUGGUCAGAAUAUGAUGAGUUCAGCAUUCCGGAUGGUCCACGCUCAUAUCAUGGUGCGGCUGUCCUUGGCAAUAAAAUCUACUGUAUCGGCGGUUUGAACAGAUCCUAUGAGUUUAAUAACAAGUGCAGUGUAUUUGAUGUUGUUGCAAAAACAUGGACAGAAAUCGGUCCAAUGCAUUGCAAACGAUGUUAUGUCAGUGUUUGCGUCUUGGACGGAAAAAUCUAUGCAAUGGGUGGAAAUAGUGGAGACGAUCGUCAUAGAUCAACGGAAGUUUAUUGCCCAAAAACCAAUCAAUGGACCUUAUUAGCAGAUAUGACGGAUAAACGAUCGGAUGCUGAUGCGGUUCAGAUUGGUGGCAAAAUUUACAUUCUUGGCGGUUACGAUGGCAACAAAAGUCUGCAAAGCUGUGAGGUAUAUGAUGUUGCUGAAAAUAAAUGGACCUAUAUCCCCGACAUGCUCAGUCAACGAAGUGGAUUGAAGUGUGUGGUGUACAGAAAUCAAAUAUACGCGAUCGGUGGUUGGAACGGUGUCAGUCGAGUGACUACGUGUGAGUCAUUUGAUCCAGAUUUAAAUUGCUGGUCACCUGUUCCCGAAAUGAAUUCACCAAGAAGUAAUUUUGGCGCUGAGAUUAUGGAUGAUGCAAUUCUCGUAUUCGGUGGUUAUGAUGGCUGUUCAAUCGUCGAUAAAGUGGAAUAUUUUAGAGCAGAAGAAAAUAAAUGGAAUACAGCAACAAGUAUGGCUCAUUGUGUAUCAGGAUUCGCCUUUGCUAAAGUUGCAAAUUUUUCGAAUUUAGAACAGUUCGUUUGUGAAAAAGCACGUCGCGUCAACAAAAACGUAUUGAAGUACUAAAAUUAUUGAUCAAAGAAAACGAUUGAGUGCACAAGAAGUUGUACCGGAAAACCCAUUUGCAAAUUUGAACCGUACGAAAUUUCAAAUACAAAAUUUAUGACUUUAGUUU